AUGGCUGAUGCUGUGCAGGAUGCUGGGUCUCCCGGGCGGAUGAUAACCACCCGCUCCCCAGCCAAGGCUCCAGCUCACCAUGCUGAAAUUCAGACGGUAUUUGAUCACGAAGCUGAGCGCAAUCUACAGGUGCCAGCCAGGAGCUGCCAGUGUGAGCUGGAGCGUGGCCUGCAGCAGACCACUGGCCACGGGCUGGGCUCUGCCCUCCACAGCCCUGACCUGCUGUGGGAGGAUGACUCCCCUCAGGGGCAGAGGGAAGCCAAGCCAGCCCCUGCUUCGACUGAGGAUGCUUUCAGAAUGCAUCUGUACUUCAGACCAGAGACCCCUUUGGAAAGCAGCCCAGAGGAGUACUGGGUGCAGCAGCCUGAAGAGAACAGCGGGAAGGUGAAAGCCCAUCUGGCACCCACAGCACUGAAACCCCAGCUUCCAGGCCUGGAAAAAGCAGCCAGAGAAAGUCCUUCUCCAGGCCUUCCCGGGAGGGUCACCACAGUUUCGGCAGAAGCUGUCACCAGCAAGUUCAUCAUCUUUGCAAACAGGCUGAGCACAGAGAAGCAGAGGGAAAUGUCCCCACCUGGAAUGGUGCAGGUGGAGGUACAGAGCCAGACUCAGCCUCGAGCUGUGGGUUCUCCCCACCCUGAGUUGGACACCUCAUUUACACAGCCCGUCCCAAACUCAGCUCAACAUCUGCAGGCAGGGGAUUUUUACAAAACAGACCUGGAGACAGGAUUUUUCCCAAGCUGGACAGAAGCCUUUAAGGGCAAGGAGGUAACAGCUGGAGAAAGUCAGCAGGCCAGAGGAGUCACCCCUCAAGGGAAGACGUGCAAGCCCAAGACUGACAUAGUUUUCCUGAAAGUCCACAAGAGCGCCAGCAGCACCGUCAUGAACAUCCUGUUCCGCUUUGGGGAGAUGCACAACCUCACCUUCGCCUUCCCCCAAGGCGGGGGCUUCCAGCUCUACUACCCACACCACUUCCUGGCCAGGUUCGUGCAGGGCUUCUCCCCACUCAGCCCUCAGCGCUUCAACAUCCUCUGCCACCACAUGCGAUUCCUGCUGCCGGAGGUAUGGGCAGCAGAGCAAGCGAGUGGGUCCCUUCUUCCUACCCCACCUUUAAACCCUCCUUUCUCUCCUCCACAGGUGCAGAAAGUGGUGCCCAGCUCUGCUGUCUACUUCUCCAUCCUGAGGAACCCCGUGCAGCUGAUGGAGUCCUCCUUCGCGUACUACAGGGGAGCGUCGGCCUUCUCGCGCGUCCGCAGCCUGGAGGAGUUCCUCAGCCAGCCCCACCGCUACUACGACCCCACCAGCGGCGACCGACACUACUCCAGGAACCUCAUGACCUUCGAUUUCGGCUUCAACCCCGACGGAGAGGUGUCCCCUGAGCGAGUGCAGCUCAUGCUGAAGGCCAUCGAGGCGUCCUUUAACUUUCUGCUCAUCUCCGAGUACUUUGACGAGUCCAUGGUGCUGCUGAAGGAGAUGCUGUGCUGGGACCUGGACAGCGUCGUCUCCUUCCCGCUCAACACCAGGGACAGCAGCACCAAGUCGCCCCUCCCGGACUCCGUCGUGGAGAAGAUAAAGGCCUGGAACAGGCUGGACUGGGAAAUCUACACCCACUUUAACAGGACCUUCUGGGAGAGGAUCGACCGGGACAUCGGGCGGGAGCGCCUGCGGCGUGAGGUGAGGGCGCUGAGGGAGCGGCAGGCGGAGCUGGCCCGGGCCUGUCUGCAGGGCACGGGCAGCGUGGCCCCCAAGGACAUCAAGGACUCUUCCCUGCGGCCGCUGCAGCACGGCGGGGCCAGGAUCCUGGGCUAUAACCUCAAGCAGGGCUUGGAUGGGGAGCUGGAGCGGACCUGCCGGCGGCUGGUGACGCCGGAGCUGCAGUACAGCAGCCUCCUCUACAAGAAGCAGUUCCCCCCGCCGCCCCCCGAGACCGCCCUGCCCCCUGCCUCCUCCCGGCUGGAGCCCACCCGAGACUGA
Molecule: messenger RNA, 1971 nt
Organism: Poecile atricapillus (Black-capped chickadee)
Lineage: Eukaryota; Metazoa; Chordata; Aves; Passeriformes; Paridae
Product: galactose-3-O-sulfotransferase 2-like
Exons: 5
Coding region: 1-1971 (656 amino acids)
Biological process (GO): glycolipid biosynthetic process
Cellular component (GO): membrane
Molecular function (GO): galactosylceramide sulfotransferase activity
Source: RefSeq, a predicted model, not a curated record